CAGCUUGGCGCUCGUCCUCUGGCCCGCCUCUCCGCUCGCCGCAGCCGAGGCUCCUCCUUCGUCCAGCCUCCGGGGCGGGGUCUGUUGGCUUGCCCUACCCUCGCCGCCUAAGCCUGCACUCCGCCAGACGGGUCCCCUCCCCGCGGCACCACGGCUUCCCUUCCACAGCACGGCGACGGGGGCUUCCCCUCAGCCGCCGCCGCCGCCUCGGUCUCCGCAGCCGGCCAAGCUCCGCCGCGUCCGCGGCCCCCGGCCGCCAUGCAGUUUAUGUUGCUUUUUAGUCGUCAGGGAAAGCUGCGGCUGCAGAAAUGGUAUGUCCCACUCUCAGACAAAGAGAAAAAGAAGAUCACAAGAGAACUUGUUCAAACCGUUUUAGCUCGGAAACCUAAGAUGUGCAGCUUCCUUGAGUGGAGAGAUCUGAAGAUUGUUUAUAAAAGAUAUGCCAGUCUAUACUUUUGCUGUGCUAUUGAGGAUCAGGACAAUGAACUGAUUACCCUGGAAAUAAUCCAUCGUUACGUGGAAUUACUUGACAAGUAUUUUGGCAGCGUGUGUGAACUUGAUAUCAUCUUUAAUUUUGAGAAGGCCUAUUUUAUUUUGGAUGAAUUUCUUUUGGGAGGAGAAGUUCAGGAAACGUCCAAGAAAAAUGUCCUUAAAGCAAUUGAACAGGCUGAUCUCCUGCAGGAGAAAACAGAGAAUAUGUUUCACAGCAAGAGUAUCAUUGGGUAUAAGAAAGCGUACUAGAAUACGAGCUGGAGUACAGACAUGCAUCAAAAUGUAGUAGGCUAUAUGAAUUCAGUUUUAAUUUUAAUCUUGUCAAGUUUAUUAUUUGUAUUUUGGCAUUAUUUGGAAAGUUAAUUGCAUUUAAAUCCCAAUGGAUAGCCCCUAUUAUUUCAUUAAAUUGAUGCUUUGUAGGAAAUUUUCCCCUAUAAUAACCCAUAAUUGGGAUUAUUGAUUUACUGCUGAGAGUCACUGACAAAGAAUUUCUAAGUACAGUAAAUCAGUAACGCUGUUAAUACAGAAUUAAACUUUUCCUGUGAGAAUGAACACUUCUAUAUGGAAAUGAAGCAUUAGGCAUUUAUAACUAAUAUUACUUUACUUGCUUAUCAUUACACUAUUCUAAAUGGGAAAGGGGCAGCUUUUAUAGCCUAAUACUUUAGAGUUCCAACUUUAAAAUCAUCUGGGAUGCUGGAAGGUCCACUCAAGACCCUACCUCGGGUUAUUUUGUCACUUUUUGAUGUGAGAACAUCUAACAUGUUAGAUGUAUUUGUAGGCAUAGACAUUUAACAAACUUGGGGAAUUCCUUAGAAUAAUUUUGAGGACUUAAAAAAAACUAAUCUUUAGCCUCAAAGUCACAUUUGUUUUAGCUAAGUCAACAAUUAAAAGCUUUCCUAGGCACUUAAUAAUACCAUAUAGUGACUAUUUUUAACUUGUUGUUGGGGGAGCUUUUUCUCUGGAGUCUCUCCUUACUGUGAUAGGACCCGAAUGAAUGUAACACACAGGUGAAAAGGGCAGUACUGUAACUGAACUUGCCGCUAAUAGAUUGACUGAAGAAACUGGCAAUCUUUUCAGCUUGGUAGUAAAUCCAGUGCUUUAGGAUUCUGUAGAAUGUAGGUCAUCUUGUUUACUGUUACAUACCAUGAACUUGAAAAAGAUAAAUCUGAACUGGGCAUUUUUUUAAGAAUGUAAAUGUUCAGCCAAAAACCAAAGAACAAAAGCAAACCUGAUGCUUUAGAUAACUUGACUGUAAACUAAACAAUCUAAAAAUUGGAUUGUGUCUCCAUCAGCUUGUAUACUGUGUGUAAGAAUAUAUGCAUUUCUUUUGUAGCCACGCCAUGAAUAUUUUAAUGUCCCUGUGUACUAAGUGACUGCUCAUCGACUAUGCAGAAUUUCACAGAGGAAAUAGAGAACUGAUAUACUUAUGAAAGAAAAUGUCCUCAGCUUGGUGACUAAUUCUCCUGUGAAAAGAUAAAAAGCAUCUUAGAGCUAGUACCUUUAUGAUUGUAUUUUUCUGUGCACAUUCCUAAUUCUAUUUUCAUUCUGUAUAUGAUAUUGAUAUAUAGUUUAUUUCUGUCUACUACUGUUUUCUUCUUGAUAAAAAUGACUUGUGAAUAUUUUGAUUAAUAUCCUAAACACAUACAAGUUAUUGUUAGUAAACCAUCUGUGAUUAAUCUUAUGAGAGUAUAACAGAAAGGCUGGGCAAUCACAAAUGUUUACCAAAGAAAAUAGUUACGAACUCAGGCAAAGUUAGCAGCGCCACAGUAUUUAGUCCAUUGUGUGUUGAAGAAAACCAAGCUUUAUUUAACACUAAGAUUAUCUUACAGUCUAUAUGAGCUAGUAUGUUCAACUGUAUCACAUAAAAGUAUAUGUUGAAGCAAUAUAAGAAAGAAAAAUCAUUUAUAAUUAUAGAAGACCUAAGGUUCAAACAUUGACUUUUCAAGAAAUUUUGUAGUGCCAAUAUUGAUUGAGCCACAUGUACGCGGUGUCAAACAGUCCCUUUGACCGUCACAAAGCUGUCACAGCGUCUCCUGAAACGUCUGUUGCUCCGUAACAACUCGUUUGUAGUAGUAAUACUGAGCCUAUUUACAUAAUAAGACAAUUUUGAUAUUCAUUUUCAGUAUCCAAACAUUUUUAUUUAUUAGUUAAUGGCUUCCUAAUUAAUAUAUUAAGCCUUCUAAACACUCAGUGCUGUGUUAACUAUGGUUGUAUAUUUUGAAAUACUAAAAGCUUUUAAUAUUAAUUUUAUAUAAGUAUGCUUUUAAAAACAUUUAGCAUAUUUUAUUAUAUAAAGUACCAGAUAACUCAUUGUUUAUAUUUAGGGAAUUUAGAGCUUAAGUAAAUUGUCUUUAAACAAUAACUUCAGAGGCAUGGUAGGGCAUGACUGUCAUCCUAGCACUUGGGAGGCUGAGGCAGGAGAUGAAUUACUAUGCUACUGAGGGAGUCCUUGUCUCAAAAGACAAAAAGUAAAUAUGCCAAAAAAUACCCAAACCAGUUUCUCACUGAAAGAUCUAUGAAAAUGUUUUAGGAAACGUAGUAUUAGGCAGCUGUAUAUAGAUCAACUAUCCCCAUUACCAUCUGAAGCAUCACAAAACAUUGGUCUUUCAUUUCCAUUUUUUCCAUCCUCCCACCCUACAUGUUGUUCAUCUGAUUUUAAUGUUGCAUAAAUAUGCAUUGUCUCAUGCCUGUUUGUUUUGGAUGCUGUGUGCUGAGCUGUAACAAAAUGUUGCGCUUUUUUUUGAGGGGAGGGUAUCUGUAUACAGCUGCUUGCUUUAAAUUAGCAGAUUCUGAAAGAGCUUUUCUUGCAUGUCUAAAAUAAAGUAUUGCAUGUACUUUGUCUCAUG
Molecule: messenger RNA, 3338 nt
Organism: Peromyscus maniculatus bairdii (prairie deer mouse)
Lineage: Eukaryota; Metazoa; Chordata; Mammalia; Rodentia; Cricetidae
Gene: Ap1s2
Product: adaptor related protein complex 1 subunit sigma 2
Biological process (GO): vesicle-mediated transport; intracellular protein transport
Cellular component (GO): AP-1 adaptor complex; membrane coat
Molecular function (GO): clathrin-cargo adaptor activity
Source: RefSeq, a predicted model, not a curated record